AUCCUCUGCCUCUCUCUCUCAGGAAAGGCUUCCUCUGAUUUCUCAACAGGAAAGAACUUCGAGAUCGAAGCAUUUUGCGGCGAUUUUGUUACAAAUCCGUGGAAAACAGGAUUUUCACAUGGUAAGCAUGGAUGGAGAUCUUCUUAACAUAAAGAAGUGGAUGGUCUUUUAUCCUAUUUAUAUAAAUUCAAAGAAGACAAUAGCUGAAGGGCGCCGGAUUAGUGCAAGUAAUGCAUGUGAAAAUCCUACUUGUAUGGAGAUUGCGGAUUGCUGCAAGUAUCUAAAGCUUCCAUUUGCAAUUGAGGUUGACAAGGCAUAUCCACGUGACUUCAUGCAGAGAGGGAGGGUGAGAGUACUGCUUAAAUAUGAAGAUGGAACUUUGUAUAAUCCAACAAUAAGUUCAAGGAAACAACUGAUGCUCAAGGUUGCCGAGUUAGUCCCAAAACACCCUGGCAGGACCACGAAACAGGAGCCUUCAGUGACUUCUACUUCAGGAACUUCCAAGGCAGGGAAGAGUGGAAGAAGGAAGAAAUGAUAUACUGGUUCCUCAAAUGAUGGAGGGCAUCUUCUGCCUGUUGCUUUGCAUUGAAAUACAGGGUUUUACAUUCAUGGUGCAGGAACUUCUGAGGCAGGGAAGGGUGGAAGAAAGAAGAAAUUAUAAUUGGUUUCCCAAAUGAGGUCUUAAGGACGUAGUUGGCUUUUUGCUUUUGCAUUGAAACACAUGGUAACAUUCAUACUAGGUUUUGAAUUUCUCAACAAAAUUGAUCAUUUUCUUCUUC
This is a messenger RNA of Magnolia sinica, 779 nucleotides long. RefSeq names its product signal recognition particle 19 kDa protein-like. The record is from RefSeq and is a predicted model, not a curated record. NCBI's taxonomy places the organism in Eukaryota, Viridiplantae, Streptophyta, Magnoliopsida, Magnoliales, Magnoliaceae. The transcript is spliced from 4 exons. Gene Ontology annotation, cellular component: signal recognition particle, endoplasmic reticulum targeting. The coding region runs from base 119 to 535 and encodes 138 amino acids. Gene Ontology annotation, molecular function: 7S RNA binding. Gene Ontology annotation, biological process: SRP-dependent cotranslational protein targeting to membrane, signal sequence recognition; SRP-dependent cotranslational protein targeting to membrane.